ACUUGCUGCAGCUGACACACAGCAUUGUGUGUCCUCUCCUGUCUGAGACGCCUCAGUGUGGGUGUGUUUUAGCCUGUGUGCUGGUUAAGUGCCAUUCUGCAGCCAUCUGUGAUGUCGUCAGAUCUCCUGGUCGACUUGAGUGAGGACUCUGCCACGGCUCAGCUGGACAGGCUUAAGCUGGCCACUAUUGAGGACCAGCAGUGGCCUGCAGAUGAGUCAACCCUCAGCAAAUCAGACACUGACAUCUCGCAGCGCUUAGACAGCAUCUCCUCUCACCUGCCCCUGAACCAUCGCUUUUAUGACAUUGCCAGGCAUCACAUCAUUGAAGUUGCAGGUGAUGAUAACUUUGGCAGGAAGGUGAUUGUGUUCAAUGCCUGCAGGAUGCCACCAGUGCACGAGCUCAACCAUCACAACUUGCUGAUGUACCUUAAGGAAACACUGGACCAGUAUGUUGAAAGUGACUACACUCUGAUCUACUUUCAUCAUGGGCUGACUAGUGAAAACAAGCCAUCUCUCGGCUGGCUUCGAGAAGCUUACAGGGAGUUUGACAGAAAGUAUAAGAAAAACAUCAAGGCUUUGUACAUUGUCCAUCCCACCAUGUUCAUCAAGACACUGCUGAUCCUCUUCAAACCACUUAUCAGUUUUAAAUUUGGAAGGAAGAUCAACUACGUGAGCUACCUGAGUGAGCUGGAGGAGGUGGUGAAGUGUGAUCAGCUGCUCAUUCCUACACGUGUUAAAGAGUAUGACAACAAGCUGAGAGCCUCUCUGAAACCGGCUGCGCAGCCUCCGAUGUCUCCUCCUCGUAGCCCUCCGCUCCCCGACCAGGUGUUUGGAGUACCUCUCACAUUGCUCAGACAGAGGAGUCCUGGUGGUGAACCUGUUCCUGUGGUCAUGAGAGACACCAUAGAGUUUCUUUCAGAGCAUGGUUUGGAGAUUGAGGGGAUUUUCAGAAGGUCUGCCAACAUAACUUUGGUGAAAGAUGUUCAGCUGAAGUACAACUCAGGUGCACCAGUGAAUUUCAGAGACAUAGAAGAUGUCCACUUGGCUGCUGUUAUUCUUAAGACUUUUUUGAGGGAGUUGCCAGAACCUCUGCUUACCUACCAGCUCUACAACGACAUUGUGAACUUUUCCCCAUCAAGGGACGACCACGUGGCGGUAAUGAAGUCGCUGCUUGAGUCACUCCCUGAGGAAAACUACGCAUCACUCCGAUACCUUGUCACAUUCCUGGCACAGGUAGCAGCCAACAGUGAGGUGAAUAAGAUGACCAACAGCAACCUGGCUGUGGUGUUUGGUCCUAACCUGCUCUGGGGGCGGGACAAUGCCAUGUCUUUGAGUGCCAUUGGUCCCAUCAACAACUUCACUAGGACCCUGCUGGACCAGCAGCAUCUUAUCUUCACCUAGGCCGAGCAGCAGUGUCACAUCACCUUAACCCUCCAUCACUUCCAGUGUUUAGUCUCCGGUUCAUUCGCAGCGACGGACCAAUCAGGUGCAUGAUCAGGGUACUACGUUAGCAACAGCACUUAGAGAGGGUAACGUCAGCUCUUUGUCAAAUAUAAAAGUCAAAAUUGAAACGUAUCAGUAACUAGUUAAUCAAAGAUCUGCCACAGAGACUUCACUCUGGAGAUUUAACACAAUGCGACAGAGAAGUGUCUGUGUCUCUCAGUCAACAGAGCUGCUCACCAAGUCUGAAUAUUGGAGCAGUAAAAACACCACAAACAGAAUCUUCUGAAGUGACAUCCAAGUGAUGAAAUUACUGCACUUCUAUAUAAGCUCUCCUAGGAUCCAAGUCAGGAUGAUACUUUAAUCACUUCAGUCAGCCUAAAGCAUUCAAUGACAGUGCACAUUUACUGUUUCCUAUUCCCUAUAUUCAAUUGAAGUGGUGGGCCAUUCAAUUGAUCAAUAAAAUAAACAAAACUGAGAACCACGACCAAAAUAGUAACAUCCAAAGAUGUUUUUUGGGAAAAAUAUCCAAUUUACUGAUUUAAAAUGUCAAAAGCUUUAGAAACAAUGAUGGACCCACUCCUUAAUGGUCACAAGUCAUAAAUCAGGUGUGGGUGAAAAAUGUUACAGUGAUGUGUUUUUACACCUACAGUUGCUUGUCAGCAGCAGCAUAAACACUACAUCUAUGCCAGAUGAAUCUCAUGAUAAGAAAAAAGCAAAUGGUCUCACUGAAUUAAUCAAUGGUCCUCACUGAUUUAAAAUUACAAUGACAGUAACAUCUGGUCAUUCCAUAGUAACAAAACGGCUAACGCACGUUAGGUGCCAUUUUGAAAAAGAUCACACACUGCUUUGUGCUUGUAGCUGCGAUGUAGCCUCUGUCAAAACUUUGACUGGCUCAUCCAUUUAUUUGGAAGAUUUAAGAUGUAAAUGUAUUCAGCCCAUGUAUAUAGUGUAUGUGGUCUACUUGUUCCUUUCUGUGUAGCAUCAUGGAAAAAGAACGUUAUUCACAGAAAGAACCGUAGAGACUAGAAUGCUGCUAAAAAAAUUAAAAUAUUUUUUAAUAAAAAAUAAUGCAGGUAUUAAAUCUUCCACAAUUUCAAUCCUAAAUAAACAAGGGGAGGGGGUGAGAUGGUGUUUGGGUUUUUCUCUCUGUGAAAGUCUCAGGUGAAUUGGUACCAAACCUUGUUGGACAAUCUGAAAUGCUGUAGUGAAAACAGGCGGCUGGGCAGAAGCUGCAACUCUCCAGGCAGCAGAUGUUAGGAGCAGGGAAACGCAGCUGUGCAUGUGGACAAAAGUUUUCACUUUUGCACUGUAUUAUUUGGCUGUUGGUUUAUGUUGCAACACUUACAGCUUUCUCCGUCACUGUGUUUGAUUAUGUUUCAUAAAUACUAUCAGUCUUUUACCUGUUUUUUAAUUUUUUUAUUAUUUCUGUCACCGCAUCAUAGCAAUGCACACCCGGAGGAACACCUAAACAGGCGCUUGACAUCUUUUUAUUAAAUGGUACGUGAAGUGCAUGAUGUGACAUGGCACAAAAAAAGAAAAUACUUUCCACUUUAGUUUGUCUCCGUGGCAAACGAUGCAGCAUCUACUCGUUAAUACUGUUUGUUUCUGGACCAGACUUAAAUUACUGAACAUUUCCUUGUUGAGAUAGACAUUAAUAUUCCAAAGCCUUGGUUUUAGCCUAAUUUUUUGCUGUGCAUCUCCAAAGUCUGCUUGCUCAAAACAUCACCUGUGUCUUUGUCAGUGUGAUGUUGACCUGUGGUAGUUUGUGUAGAUAAUUCUGGACGUUCAAGAAGACAAUGUCCAGAGAGUAUCAAACAUUGUCGGUUUAUUAUUUUUUAUCUAUGCCGAAAAUCAAAGCAAAUUAAUAGUUCUGUGUUAGUGUUGGUAUGAUUCUUAUUUUGUGACUGAAAAAAAAAACAAACACCAAAAGAUAAAGAUGUUGUUUGACUGAGUUUUGUAUCAAUAGUAACUGGUAUGCUGACAGUGUAUGCACUUCUUGUGUAUGUAUAAGCGUGUGUGUUUGAGUGGGCGCAUGCUUGUGCCUUAUUUGUUACCCUGACGUAAUCGAUCAUGUGACUAGUCAUCAAAGUGCCAGUGUGACUGUGUUGCCAUAGAUUAGAUUAAUACGGGGUGCGUUCAAUGGAUGUAGUGUUGUGUUGUGUGUGUGUGCGUGGUGAGAGAACUGACUAAGGGAGACAGCUGGGCUUCCGUCUGAACACACACUGCUGUAAUGGCCAAUUAGAGACGUCCUACGCAUGACAUAUUUCAUGAAAUAAAUCUGGGGAAUUAUUUAGAAUUUGCUGACUCCUAUGGGUAAGAGUGUAGAUUGCAGCCAGUAAAAGUCUUAACUCACUCCCUUUGCCCCAACACUUAUCAAGUUUCUGAGGAUUUGCAAACCCGACAACAAUGGAAGUCACACUUCUACUGGUUCCUGCACUCAGUCUACUGUAGCAACAUGGAAAAACAAGAUGGGGGCCUGCACAAAGCAAGAGCCAUGCCACAAAAUGCCCAAAUAGAGGACAAGAUUCAAACACAAAUUCAUAAUUUAUUGCUUUUAUAUAUAGUAAAAAUAACAAAUCUUUCAAAGAAAAAUUAGAUUUUUCUGUAAUUAUAGAAAAUGUGUUCAUUACACAUUAAGCACUUUGAAAAUAUUAUCAAAAAUGUCCAGACUUCAAAGUGCACAGAGGCCAAAAUGUUGCUAAUAUCAGAAUAUGACUGAUGCAGAAUCCUGGAAAAAAUAAAGGUCAGCUUUUAAUUGAGAUUUAAAAAAAUGGUUUUAAUAGAUCUGGUCCUUGACUUGGAGUAGGACACUCAAACAUUUUCAGUCAGCCUCUUCUCCCAAGUAAUUAACAAUCUAUUCCCAAUUGUGCCAAAAUAACGAUUUGUGCAACAAUUUUUAUGCGACUAGUGUGACGCUCAAGCAUCCCUUGUCUACUGAUCCAUUACAGCCCAGUCUAAUCUAUGGAGCUUCGUACUGUACCUGUUGUCACGUGAUUAAAAAAAACAUUUCUCCAUAUGAGAAACUAUUUGGUUUUCAAUGCUGUAUUGUUGAUAUGUGGUGAUUUUAUUUUCCAUUUCUUAGAAAUGUUUUUUUUUUCACUUUUUACUUUUGAUAUCUUGUGGAUUUUUGUCCGUUAAUAUAUGAUAUAUUGGUAUUAUUCUGUAAUAUCAGUGUGUGCAUACAAUAAAGACAAUGUCAUUGUAAAC
Molecule: messenger RNA, 4650 nt
Organism: Cynoglossus semilaevis (tongue sole)
Lineage: Eukaryota; Metazoa; Chordata; Actinopteri; Pleuronectiformes; Cynoglossidae
Gene: arhgap1
Product: Rho GTPase activating protein 1
Exons: 12
Coding region: 112-1401 (429 amino acids)
Biological process (GO): small GTPase-mediated signal transduction; negative regulation of endocytic recycling
Cellular component (GO): cytoplasm
Molecular function (GO): GTPase activator activity
Source: RefSeq, a predicted model, not a curated record